Molecule: messenger RNA, 1986 nt
Organism: Candidozyma auris
Lineage: Eukaryota; Fungi; Ascomycota; Pichiomycetes; Serinales; Metschnikowiaceae
Product: serine-type carboxypeptidase
Exons: 1
Coding region: 1-1986 (661 amino acids)
Biological process (GO): apoptotic process; proteolysis
Cellular component (GO): trans-Golgi network
Molecular function (GO): serine-type carboxypeptidase activity
Source: RefSeq, a predicted model, not a curated record
AUGUUAUGGCUAUUUUUUCUUCUUGCGGCAGCGUGGGCAAACCCCAUCAAGCUUGCCAGAGAAGAGCUUUCCCAAAAAAGAGGCUCUUCUGUCGAAGAUUACUUGGUCACCUCACUUCCGGGGCUCUUCAAGAUCGAUACCAAAGAUAUCCCCGUGAUGUUUGCCGGGCAGCUUCGACUCUAUGAGCAGAACGACACACACUAUUUCUUCUGGAAGUUCCAGGAUCAGCAUAAGGCGCCCGUGGCAGAGAAAAAGUUGAUUUUCUGGCUAAACGGUGGGCCCGGGUGUUCCUCCAUGGAUGGCGCCUUGAUGGAAGCAGGCCCGCUCAGGGUAAACAAGCACAAGGAGGUGGUGUACAAUGAAGGGUCGUGGCAUAAGAGGGCCGACAUUGUGUUCGUGGACCAGCCAGCGGGCACUGGCUUCUCGUACUCUGACGAUUAUGCCAACAACUUGAACGACGUAUCGUGGCACUUCAAGACGUUUUUGGAGAAAUACUUCGACCUUUUCCCCGAGGAGCGACACUAUGAUAUCAUGUUGGCAGGUGAGAGUUUUGCAGGCCAGUAUAUUCCUUACAUUGCUCACGGCAUCAUUGAGCACAUGCCUGAUAUUCAUUUGGCGGGCCUCUUGAUUGGCAACGGCUACAUCGACCCGUAUACGCAAGGCCUCUCGUAUUUACCGUUUGCUCAGCAAGCAGGAAUCAUCUCUACAAACCAUCCUAACUGGAGAGAUCUUCUUUCGAGACAAGAGGAGUGCCAAAAACGGGUGGACCAUGCCAAGGCUGAGAAGACGCCUGCUGCCGCUGAUUUGGCCACGAGGGUCUGUGACAACGUGCUCAGUCUUUUGCUUCAGUACACGAGGGACAACCGCGCUGCAAAGAACGAGCAAUGCUUCAACAUGUACGACUACAAGCUCAAGGACUCGUUUCCUUCUUGCGGCAUGCAUUGGCCACCAGAUCUCCAGUAUGUGACCCCGUUUUUGCGUGACAAUAAUGUGAUGAACAGUUUGAACUUGGAGAAUAAGAUAUCUUGGAAAGAGUGUCGGGGCAACGUUGGCACCCACUUGAACCAACGUGAUUUUCCUCCUGCCAUCUCUCUUCUUCCAGACCUUUUGAAGAACACUAAAAUUGUGCUCUUUCACGGAGACAGGGAUAUAAUCUGUAAUUAUGUGGGCGCAGAGUACCUCGUCAGAGAUUUGGACUGGAAUGGUAAGAAGGGUUUCUCGGAGUCUUUACCAACAUACGACUGGAUCCACGAAGGCGAGAAGGGAGGAUAUCUUCAGAGCGAAGCCAACUUGACCUACGUAAACGUCUUUGAAGCCUCCCACAUGGUGCCGUUCGAUAAGCCCGAGUUAUCGAGCGCUUUGGUUGAUAUCUUGUAUGAGCGAUAUGAUGUCGUGGAUAAUCUGAACGAGAAGCCUAAGCUUAUCACGCACGCGUUGUCCUAUAGCGAGGACAACGGUAGGCCGACUAAGCCUGAACCUGGUGACUCUCAGACGUCAUCUCUUGGCUCUUCCGUCCCGGUCGGAGGAAACAACAGCACAAGCACCACCGACGGCUCAGAGGUACACUACGGUAGCGCAUUCGUGCGUCUUAUUCAGUUUGCCGUCAUUAUUGUUCUCAUAUGGGGCGUUUGUGCUCUCUUUUCCGCUUACAGGUCACGUCCAGCAUCCAUCAUCAAGACGAAGUCGUCAAAUAGGAAAAAGAACGUCCAGUGGGCAGACCAGUUGGAGGAAGAGGAAUUGGGUAUCGGUCCAAAUAUUGAUUCAAAGGGCUCUAUCUUCUCGAGGGCUUUUCUGAAAUUGACCGGAGGAGAUCCUCGAGGUCGUUAUGCACCAACGCUGCAAUUCGAAGAUAUAGAAUUGGAAUCUAGGCGACAUGAUGACGAUGCCGAUUUCAUCAUUGCAAGCGAUGAUGAAGCGGAGUCGCCUCCAGAGGAAGAGGAGCCCGAGUCCGGUGAUCCUGCAUUGCACAGAAACUCUGAAGAAUAG